AUGGACCGUCUCCAUGCAGCAGCUUCGGAUCGAAUCGAAACAUUUGGCCCGUCGCAAACAGUGCCCCCUUGGGAAAUCCCGGCCUCUAACAGCAAGAUUGUUGCUUGUGGCAAAUCAACGGGACGACCGCAACGUGACAGUUCAAUACUGCGCAGGAUUUGGCACGGAGUUGUCCAGGUCAAGCGUCAAUCCCGCCAUGCCGUGCAUAAGACCGAAUAUCAUUAUCUCUACGGAAUCAAGGAGGUCAUCCUCUCGUACGGCGAAUCCGCGCUGUUCCUCAACAUGCUCGGCAAGGAUGGCGCCGCCCCUCUCGAGUGGGUGCGGAUUCUGUUCGAGGAGGAGCGGUGGCCGUACAAAGAGGGCUGGCGGCCCCCGAAGAUUGUCGACCAGAGCAUGAUGAGACACGUCAUCACGAAGCUCAUGGAAGCGAACGAGGACAAAGCAGAGGAAGCCGUGCUCGUCGGCCUGGGAACGGUCCGCGCCUUAGAAGCUGCGGUGGCGAGUUUGAUCAAGGUUUCCAGCCCUAGUUACUGUUCCGUCAUGUAG
Molecule: messenger RNA, 546 nt
Organism: Verruconis gallopava
Lineage: Eukaryota; Fungi; Ascomycota; Dothideomycetes; Venturiales; Sympoventuriaceae
Exons: 1
Coding region: 1-546 (181 amino acids)
Molecular function (GO): peroxidase activity
Source: RefSeq, a predicted model, not a curated record